Molecule: messenger RNA, 2865 nt
Organism: Saccostrea echinata
Lineage: Eukaryota; Metazoa; Mollusca; Bivalvia; Ostreida; Ostreidae
Product: zinc finger MYND domain-containing protein 19-like
Exons: 7
Coding region: 120-815 (231 amino acids)
Source: RefSeq, a predicted model, not a curated record
UCGACGAUAACAAUAGCUGAAAGGGAGAAUGGAGUCGGUGUGACAGACGCACGUUGUUCUGCACACGGCAGAAAGAUCAGGACCAGGGAGAUUCUCGGCAACAGAGGAUUAACCUAACAAUGUCUGGUCAAAAGUUAGGAAUCGUUAGUUUAGGAAAAGCCGCGGGAAAGGUAAAAUUUGCACUUCUUGAUGAAAGAGAUAUAGGUCUCAUCAACCAGUAUGCAUUUGAGGCCAGAGUUGAAGUUGAUCCAGAUGGAAAUGGUGCCAAUAUCUUUGCUUACACAUACAAUUUAUUGAAAGGGAAGGAAUCGGGGCGAUUUCUACAUGAUUUCCUAUGGGAAAGACAUCGAGGAGGUAUAGCAUCUGGAUGGAAGGUGGUACACAAGAAUGGGGUGACAGUGGACAAUCGCCUGGAGAACCUCAUGUUGGUUCCUGUGGAUACACAACUUGUUUAUGAGGAUCUCCCUUCUACAAAGAACAGGGAGCACUCAUUGUACUGGAUGGCAGUCCAACAGCUCCAAAUUGCCCCUUUAGAAUGUCAUUAUCCCACUACACAUGUCUACACGAAACAGUUCAGUCCCAAUGGAGAAAAUAUUCAUGUAGACCAGGAUGAAGUAUGUGUUUAUUAUGAAUGCCACUACCCUCCCUGUACAAAUAUGGAGAAGAGAGUUAAGGAAUUUAGCAUCUGUGGACGUUGUCAAGAAGUGAGAUAUUGUGGUGCAUAUUGUCAACAGAUGGACUGGCCAAUUCACAAGAAGUUUUGUCAAGAGAGAAAACUCUUUUUCCCACUACAAGAAGAAAGCAUUGAUAGAUAGAGCAUAAAUGAAAGAAAGUCCAGGCAGUAAAAGACUGAAUGAGAGAAAUUUAAAAUCAACACAAAGUCUGAAUGAAAGAAAAUCCAGAUUAUGAAAGUUUGAAUGAGCAUGACUGUAUUUGAGUGCACACUAUACAACACUUAGAAAUCACAAUAUUUCUCAGCUUUGAAAGUUUUUUUUUGUAUGUUUGAACAUACAUGUAUCAAUUUAACUUUUUAAAAUUUUUCUAGAACUUAUUUUAAUGAAAUUUUACAUAAUGGAAUUCUCUACAAAUUAGUGUACAUUUACUUAAGCGUAUGAAUCAAUGGAUUUCAAGGAUUGCUAUUAACAUUUUCUUAAAAAGAAAUCAUUUGGUGAAAAAUUCAGUUUAAAUAUUGAUGUAGAAAUUCCAAAAUAAGUUUAUCUGGGAAUAGCUUUGUCUUCUCUGUGUGUCCUGUCCGAGUCACUGUUUGGGUGGAUAAUUUUCGUUAUUCUCUGUAGCAGAGAUAAGCUUUUAGAGUUUUGUGUGUAUGUUGUUAGUUUGCAGAGAAUUUGACAUAUUUAUUCCCUUUGACCAUUCCAUUGUCAUAUUGUUAUAUAUUUAUUUUGAAUUCAGCAUGUAGAACAACAGUAUUUUAUAAAGUUUUAAAAUGUGCUAUCCUAGUCAUAAAUUCUGUGAAAUCAUUUAUUUUUGUGGGGGCCAGAAUUCACCACCAGUUUUUAAUAUUAAAAAACCUCUAUUGAUAUUUUUGGAUACCUGGAAUUAGUUUAUAUUUCAUUUUCUUGGAUUGGUGACAAAAGCCUCUACAGAGUAAACAAUUUUACAGUCACUCCAUCAAAAAGCACACAAUAUACUGGUUAUUGUACUGAAGGAGUGCUAGAUUUUUUUGUGGGUUUUUUUUUAUGAAUUUAUUUUGUCUUUUAGUUUCUUCUUAUUUUAAUUGUACCAAAAAAGCAACAAAGAUUUGAUAAGGAAAAUAAGUUUAUGGCAAAAUGUUUUCUUUUUUAUAGCCUGUUUAAUUUUGAAUUUUUUAAUUUUUUUGGAGUGCUUUUAAUAUGUUACACUUUCUAUUUAGCAUUUACUCCUACGCAUUGAAACGGUUACAUACAUGUAUGUAUACUAAUAUGGUGCCAUCUGAGACUAAAAUGCUUUUUUUUAACUUGUGUGCCACUAAUCUUGUCUUAAUGAAAUACUGUAAUUGAUUUUAUAAUAGAUUCAAAAUCAGCAUUGCAUAUUUUAUAUUUAUAGAACUCAGACCAUUCCAACUAUGUACAUUCCCUUUAGAUAGUCUUUUAAAUUUUUUCAUUUGUUGCCAAUGAAGUCAAUUUCUUCAUCAAAAGAAAUCUGAAAAUUGAUACAUGUUGAAUUGACAAAGAUAUUUCAUUAUUUUUUAAAUUGAUUUAUUUUUUUUCUCAAUUUAGCUUAGCUAAUUUUCAUAAAUGUUUGAUAUGCAUGUAUUUUUACUUCUCCGUCCUGAAGUGGUUUUUAUCUAUUGUGGACAUUUGCAUUUUUGUUCUCCUAUCUUAAGAGAAAUAUUUCAUUCAGACUGAAUUUGCUUGAGACACUCUUGGUUUAGAAGAGUUUUGAAAAGGCAUUAUCUUAAUAUUUGAAUAUAAAGGAAUUUGGAAUAUCAAGCAAAUUUGGCCACUUUUCUUGCAUCAUGUAAUGUCACUAGUAUUUUGACACCAAGUCAUAGAUCUCUAGUCAUGAUAUUUGAUUUCAUGUUUUUAUUGCAGCAAAAAAAAAAAAACUGUUAUGGGAUAUGCUUCGCUAUUCCAUAAUCAACCACUAGCAAGCUUUUCAAUUGCCACUUUCCAGUUGCCACUGAUUAAUAUGAUAUGAUAGCUCCCAAUGUCAUUUCUGCAUAUCCUCAUGAAUAUUCAUGAUUUUGUUUUAUUUCCCAGCAUGCAUUAUUGUGUUGUGUCACUAAUCAAACUAAUAAUUAUUAUAUAUACAUUUAUGAUUUGUUUUAAUGAUUAACAGUGCAAUAUAGUUAUAGUCAAGAUAUCUACAACAUAUUUGAUUUGUUUGUUUUUACAGUUUGAAUAAACUAACCGUUUUACAGGUCCA